AAAAAAACCUUUUGACUUUUGAUGGGUUUACGAUUUGGCUUUGUUUUGUGAUUAUUUUGUAAAAUUGUUGUGCCUGUUUGCAUUUCCUCUUGCAGAUAAUUUGAAUACGGGAUGCCACAUUAAAAACCAAUAGAUCGUUUGGGAUUUCUGCGUUUCGGAAUCACUGUAUCAUCUCCAUCAAAUGUAUAAAAAAUAAGCUGGAAAUUGCUAUGACUUGAUGUUGUUUUAAUUCAAAUAUUUAUAUUAGUUGUGUAAAUAUGGACAAUCCUGAAUCAGGCAGCAGCAGGAGCCCGCAGGUGGCACCAACAUCAUGGUGCCAUCCAGCCAACAAAGUUCACCGUUUCAUAGCCCUGAUGUUAAUGUGCUUUCUAUGUUUUGGUUCCUAUUUCUGUUAUGAUUCACCAGCUGCUUUAGCGGAUAACUUCAAGAAUGACUCACAUUUAAACACAUCUCAGUUUGCUUUGUUGUACUCAAUAUACUCCUGGCCAAAUGUUAUAUUAUGUUUCAUUGGGGGUUAUCUAAUUGACAGAUAUUUUGGUGUUAGGCUGGGAACAAUCAUUUACAUGACCUUUGUAUUUAUUGGAGCAGUGGUGUUUGCAACAGGAGUAUAUGUAAAUGCAUACUGGCUUAUGAUUUUAGGCAGAUUUAUUUUUGGAAUUGGUGGAGAAUCUCUGCAAGUGGCCGUGAACAAUUAUGUGGUGCUCUGGUUCAAGGGCAAGGAGCUCAACAUGGUGUUUGGGCUGCAGCUGUCCUUCUCCAGGUUCGGCAGCACCGUCAACUUCUGGAUCAUGGAACCCAUCUACAACUGGGUAGGAGCCUAUUACUCUGGCUACGAACACCUGGGCGUGGUUCUGUUUUUGGCCUCCCUGACGUGCCUGCUGUCCCUGGCGUGCGGGCUGCUGCUGGGCUGGAUGGACCUGCGAGCCGAGCGCAUCCUGGGCCGCGCGGACGGGCAGGCGGCCGACGAGCCCUUCCACCUCAUGGACGUGAGGCACUUCAAGUCGGUGUUCUGGCUCGUGUCGGUUAUAUGCGUCGCGUACUAUCUGGCCAUAUUCCCGUUCAUCGCUUUGGGGAAAUUGUUUUUCGAGCGUAAGUUCGCUUUUCUGCCGCAAGACGCCAACACGGCCAACUCGAUGGUGUACUUCAUAUCUGCGGCGCUGAGCCCCUUCUUCGGCAUCCUGAUCGACAAGACGGGCCGCAACGUCAUGUGGGUCAUCCUGAGCAUCAUCAGCACCAUCGGCGCGCAUUUCAUGUUGGCAUUUACUUUCUUCAAUCCGUAUAUUGGCGUUAGUGUAUUGGGAGUGUCAUAUUCGCUACUUGCGAGUGGAUUAUGGCCGCUGGUAGCUUUGAUUGUUCCUGAAAGUCAAUUGGGAACGGCAUACGGAAUAUGUCAAGCUGUCCAGAACUUAGGACUGGCCACAGUCAUCAUAUUGGCUGGAGUGAUUGUGGACCACUACGGAUAUUUGAUGCUUGAAAUGUUCUUCCUCGGAUGUCUCUUCAUAUCCCUAAUUGCUGCGGUACUUAUUUACAUAGUAGACUCGGCCGGUGAUGGUGUUCUCAACAUGUCUCCAAGCAAAAGAGAUUGCAUCAAAGAAUUCAAAGAGGGUGAUGAGACCGCAAACCUACUGCACAACGAAGAGCAAUCAGAGCCAGACGGACCCGCUGACAACGACGACUCAGACGCGGAGCACUCCGGUGUUUCAAGAGACGCGGCGCUCGCGCAGUCAGAGCGAAUACGCACCAGGUACUUAGCACAAAUACUACCCACGGACCGACAGUAACUGACAUGACGAAAUAUUUAGAUCAUUAGAAAAUUUCCUUGUAAAUAGAAUAUAUUUUAUAUACUUACAAUACUAAAUGAAUAAUCUGACAUAAUUCCAAUGAUAUAAUUAAGUGUUAGUUGUUAUAUAUGAAAUCUCCUAUAUGAUCAAAUGAAUAAAUGUAUAAACUAUUUUUAUGUAUAAUUCAGUUCUGUUCGAAGGUUUAGUUUAGUAAGUAUUUUUAAUAAAUCAUUUUAUGACUUGUA
Molecule: messenger RNA, 2026 nt
Organism: Plutella xylostella (diamondback moth)
Lineage: Eukaryota; Metazoa; Arthropoda; Insecta; Lepidoptera; Plutellidae
Product: lysosomal dipeptide transporter MFSD1
Biological process (GO): transmembrane transport
Cellular component (GO): lysosome
Molecular function (GO): transmembrane transporter activity
Source: RefSeq, a predicted model, not a curated record